AUGGAAGGAGAAAUAAAAAAAAAUCUUAUUGAAAGAACAAAUCAAAUAAAAUGUUUAUGUAUUGACGCUGAAACAAUAGCUAUUGAAACAAUUCUAAGAUUAGAUGAUCAAGAUCAACAAUUAGAAUAUAUUAAUUCACAUAUAUCAUCAAUUGAUAAAACACUUAUUCAUACAAAACAACAUAUUAAUCGUUUAAAAACAAUAACAGAAACAAUUAUUCACAGAUUUAAUAUUAAAUUUCAUCGAAAAAUAUAUUCGAAAUUUAUUUUUUAUUCAAAAAACCAACGAAAAUCAUUAUCAUCAACAUUACAACAAAGAAGAGAAUCAUGUUCAAGAUCAAUUGAAGAUAAUAUUAAUUUAUCAGAAAGAAUAAUUGAUGAAAGAUUUAAUGAUAUUGAAAAUGUUAUAUGUCGUUUAAAGGAUAAAGCUCAACAUAUAAAUUAUCAAUUAAUUGAACAAUCUAAUAAACUUAAUCAUAUAAAUGAUCAUAUUAACAAAUCAACCAUUUAUAUUGAACAAGAAAAUAAUCAUAUUCAAAAAAUCCUUCAAUAA
Rotaria sordida is the source of this 552-nucleotide messenger RNA. The record is from the annotation of a GenBank genome assembly. NCBI's taxonomy places the organism in Eukaryota, Metazoa, Rotifera, Eurotatoria, Philodinida, Philodinidae.